AUGCUGAACGUCAGUGGCAACCAUAUGCGCCUACCUCCAACGCCAAAUGACCACAUUGAAUCCCUCUCCGACACUGACCAGCGCUUGCGAUUUGACAUCGACGCUGAUCCCAAGGAGGCUGAAGCCUUGUGUUCUACCUCGUUUCCCAUCCUGCACCAUCUGGCUGCCGUACGGAUGUCGAAUAUGUCUUGGUCUGUUCUCAAGCGCAUUCUGUCCUGGAUGCCCUCCAUAAAGGAAAUUUGUGUCGCCUACAAUCCCCUGGGUGAUUUUCCCUCAGUCGAGACCCCUGAUGGCCAGUCGAUUGCCGCAACAUUCUCUGGCCUGGAGACUCUCGAUCUGACCUCAACCGAACUCACAGACUUCGACCGUGUGCUUGAGGUGGUCGGCUCCGCAUCUCGUCUGAAAAGUCUCCUGUUGAAUGGAAAUAAGAUCCGCUCUCUGCAACUGCCCACCACCACCACCACGCCAUCAGUCUUCAGGGCACUCAAUCAAAUCGGUCUGCGAGACAACCUCCUGGAGGAUUGGGAAUCAGUCAAUGAAUUAGCUCGUCUACCCGCCUUGACUACGCUACUUUUCCGGCAAAAUCCCAUCCUGCUUAACUUAAAUCCGUAA
Messenger RNA from Dibothriocephalus latus, 612 nucleotides. Lineage: Eukaryota; Metazoa; Platyhelminthes; Cestoda; Diphyllobothriidea; Diphyllobothriidae. The record is from the annotation of a GenBank genome assembly.